This is a messenger RNA of Lotus japonicus, 1951 nucleotides long. RefSeq names its product non-specific phospholipase C2. The record is from RefSeq and is a predicted model, not a curated record. The transcript is spliced from 4 exons. Lineage: Eukaryota; Viridiplantae; Streptophyta; Magnoliopsida; Fabales; Fabaceae. Gene Ontology annotation, biological process: phospholipid catabolic process. Gene Ontology annotation, molecular function: hydrolase activity, acting on ester bonds. Bases 127 to 1719 code for a protein of 530 amino acids.
AUAUAUACUUCAUUUCUGCAUUUUCUCUCAUUCUCACUCUCACAACAAACCCAACUCCAAAUCCCCAAAACCUCUCCCGUAAUCUCUCACUAUCUCCUCCACCAUUGUUUAAACAAAAACAGAACAAUGGGUACCCUGACCCGGACCCGCAAAGGUUACUCUACCACCCUCUUUAUUCUCUUGACUCUUUUGCUUCUCAACUCCCCAAGUGUCCAUGCAAUUAGCAACAACCCCAUCAAAACCGUCGUCGUUUUGGUCAUGGAGAAUCGCUCCUUCGACCACAUGUUGGGCUGGAUGAAGAAGCUCAACCCGGCCAUCAAUGGCGUUACCGGGUCGGAGUCCAACCGGGUAUCCGUAACCGACCCGAAGUCGCAGCAGUUCUUCUUCAAGAGCCAGGCGCAGUACGUGGACCCGGAUCCGGGUCACUCGUUUCAGGCAAUCCGGGAGCAGAUAUUCGGGUCGGAAGACACCUCGGCUGACCCGGCUCCGAUGAAUGGGUUCGCCCAGCAAGCUUACUCGAUGGACAACACCACCGGCAUGUCGCAGAAUGUGAUGAAUGGGUUUGAUCCUGAUAUGGUUGCUGUUUACAAGACACUUGUUUCUGAGUUUGCUGUGUUUGAUAGGUGGUUUGCCUCCGUGCCGGCUUCCACUCAACCCAACCGUCUCUACGUGCACUCGGCGACAUCCGGCGGCGCCACCAGCAAUGUGGCGUCGCUGCUCGCCAAGGGCUACCCGCAACAAACAAUCUUCGACAAUCUCCACGACGCCGGAAUCGAUUUUGGAAUAUACUACCAGAAUAUUCCGGCCACAUUGUUCUACAGAAACGUUAGGAAGCUAAAGUACGUGCCCAAAUUCCACUUAUACGACCUGUCGUUUAAGAGUGAUGCAAAGGCAGGGAAGUUGCCGGGUUAUGUUGUGGUGGAGCAGCGGUACAUGGACACGAAGCUGCUCCCAGCAAAUGAUGACCAUCCAUCUCAUGACGUGUACGAAGGGCAGAAGUUUGUGAAGGAGGUGUACGAGACGCUGAGGGCGAGCCCGCAGUGGAAUGAAACCCUGCUUGUGAUCACGUACGAUGAGCAUGGAGGGUUCUUUGAUCACGUGCCUACCCCAGUGCGUGGGGUUCCCAGCCCUGAUGGGAUUGUGGGCCCAGAGCCAUUUAACUUCACUUUUAAUAGAUUGGGGGUUAGAGUUCCUACUAUUGCUGUUUCACCUUGGAUUGAAAAGGGCACUGUUGUUCAUGGGCCAAACGGGUCACCAACUCCUACAUCAGAAUAUGAACACUCAUCCAUUCCAGCAACAGUGAAAAAGAUCUUCAAUUUGCCUUCAUUUCUGACCAAGAGAGAUGCAUGGGCUGGGACCUUUGAGGGCAUUGUCCAAACCAGGACACAGCCUAGAACUGACUGCCCAGAGCAACUUCCAACCCCAGUAAAGAUCAGGAAGAGUGGGCCUAAUGAAGAUGCAAAGCUCAGUGAAUUUCAGCAGGAGUUGAUCCAACUCGCGGCGGUGAUUAAAGGAGAUAACAUCUUCACUAGUUACCCUGACACAAUAGGGAAAGACAUGACUGUUAAGCAAGGGAAAGAUUACAUGGAUGAUGCAGCCAAAAGGUUCUUUGAAGCAGGUCGUUAUGCAAGGAAAAUGGGAGUAAGUGAAGAACAUAUAGUUCAGAUGAAGCCUUCUUUGACUACAAGAUCAUCCAAAUCUGCAAACAAAAAUCCUUAGAAUAAAAAAAGCAUGUAACAUGGACGGAGUAAGAAGUUUUUAAAUUUUUUUUGAUACAAAUAUUAAUACAGAAAUGGAAGAAAGCAACAUGAUAGAAAAUAAUGGUACUUAUAUGGUAUCCUUGUUAUUUCAUACAUGUGUAUGCAUAUGAUGAUAUCUCAGUUGUUAAUUUUCAAAUUAGUAACUGUAAUUACUUACUUUACAUUCUAAAUCUACCCUUCAGUUUAGAGAA